UUCAUUCUCUCUUUCUCUCUCUCACUUCUCACCAGUGAUCAUGUGGUUCCUGCUCAUAUAUGUCCAACUUACAGCAAUACAAGCGCAAGAUCGAAUAGUUUUACGGGGGGAAAAAAGCCCAUGUGUGGGCCGUCUGGAGGUGUACCACAAUGGCGAGUGGGGCUUGGUGGGCCAUCAUCAGUGGAGACCCGUAAAUGGUGAAGUAGUGUGUAAGUCGUUAGGCUGCGGUGCUCAUGUGACAUCUGGGAUUUUAUCUCAAACCGACAUACACCUUUCUCCACUUGCAAUCUUUUGGAUGGAUGAGGUCAAGUGUGUGGGGACAGAGAACAGGCUCUGGGAGUGCCCCUUCAACGGCUGGAAGAUCAGUCAAUGCCACCAUCACAACUAUGUUUCGGUUAAUUGCUCAGGGACUAUUUCUCUGAGUUUGAAUCUAUUUGGAUUGACGGAUGAGUGUGCCGGGGUGGUCCAGUUCACAACACCGAAUGGCAUAAUUAGUUUGUGCAAGCAGAACUGGGAUGAUGACAAAGAAAAUACGAAAGCAAAUAUGGUGUGCCAAGAACUUAAUUGUGGGAAAUAUCAGAAGACACUCAAGUCCAUCACCUUUGAUGCAAAUGGAAGUUCAUACAAAGUGCCCCUAACCUGUAUUGGCAAUGAAACGGUCUCAUGGCAGUGUGUGGACUGGGUAUCUGCCAAGUCAAACACAUGCCAAGAAGAAAUCAGCAUCAUCUGCUCAAAUCAUGAACGUGUCCGUCUGCGCGGUGGUGCUGAUGUCUGUGAAGGAACUUUGGAGAAGGAGAACAGCACUGAAGGAAAGUGGUCUAAUGUGUCAUGUCAAGAGGGUAAUAACAUGCUUCAUAAGAUGUGUACUAAGCUGAGGUGUGGCGGAGCUGUCAGGGUGGAUUGCAAUGAAAGCCAGAACACCUGGCUUAAAUGCUCAGAUCGUGUCAAAAUAGAUUUAAGAAAAGGUGAGGAAAAGCCAUCAGUAUGUUAUGGGGACAUCUACGUAAGCGUGAAUGGCUCAUACCAGGAAAUGUGCUUUGAUGCCACCACUUCUAAAGAGACGAUUAGCAAGGUGGUGUGCCGGGAGUUGCAAUGUGGAGCCCCCCUCUACGUGUCGCAGGGCUCCGUAAAACAGGGGACCGGGACCAAUAUUAGACAUGUUGAAUGUCACGGAGAGGAGAAAUCUCUGUGGGAGUGCAUACACAAUAAUGGCACUUUUGGCAGUUGUCAAUCCAUCAAUAUUAUAUGUUCAGGCUCUCUGGACAUGCGUCUGAGCAACGGUCUGGACAAGUGCGCAGGCCAACUGGAGGUGAAAUCACAGGAUUCCUGGAAUAGCAUGAGCAGUGUAGGCUGGUCGAAGGAAAAUACAAAAAUGGUGUGUCAACACCUUGAAUGCAGAGAAUCAGAGGAUAACAAUCAUCAUCGUUUUGUCAAGAGCAAAUUGCCUCUACUGAAAUGGAAACUGGAAUGCAAUGGCUCUGACAUCUCGCAGUGUAGCAUGACAUCUGCGAAACAUGGUCAACAGGAUCCAGUUGUCAGCAUCACCUGCAAGAAUCCUGAGCUCUGGUUUCUGCAGGGCAACUCAACGUGUGAAGGGAGAGUAAAGAGUGAAUCUGAUGCAUACUUGCCAGAUAUCACCCAUGAAAGGGCUGCAGAAGUGUGUACACAGAAUCUCUGUGGAGGUGUGCUCUUCACAAAACAUGACAACAGCAGCAUGGACUCCUCUGUUUGCCCUGAAAACGCAACCUCACCCUUCAACUGCUUCAUGAAGAAUACAAACACAUCAACAAAACCCCAAUUUGCCUACGUGAAAUGCUCAGGCUCCAGGGAGGUGCGGUUGGAGAACAGGUGCUAUGGGAAAGUGCUGGUGUGUUCAGAUGAAAACUGUGGGGUGUGUCAGGACACCUGGACGGAAGAGCAGUCAAUAAUGCUCUGUAACAUCCUGGGCUGUGGAAAAGUGAUUACAGAAAAGUACAGUGGAAAGAAAAAGCCUGGAGUGACCGUGGCCAGUGUACACUGCUCUAAAGCAGCUAAGAACUUCAGCCAGUGCAACUUUGUACAACUUAAAGACACUUCCUUAUGCCAAAAUCCAGCCUAUGUUUCCUGCACAGAGAGUUUGAAAGCUGUGCUGCAGGACCCGAGAGACAAGUGUGCUGGAAACCUUAAGUUAUUUUACUCUGGAGCAUGGUACCCACUGUGUACAAACAGCAUUGAUAAAAAUACACAGAAUGCCAUCUGUGAAUACUUGAGCUGUGGAGAAGCCCUCAGUUUCAACGAGUCUAUCAGCAGCACGUCUAACAUCCAUGGACUGAAAAAAUUCACUUGUCAUGAUGGCGGCAUUUCCAACUGUGACGUUUCUCAAACUGAAAUAGGACAAUGCAAAGUUGGCCAUCUCAAAUGCAAAGGUUGGAGAAGGCUGCUCCUCAUUGACCCUGAAAACGCCUGCAGUGGUGAACUCAAACUCCAGAAUGAUACAGGCAUCUAUGCAGUGAGCAGUGAUGGUUGGAGCAAACGGGAAAGUAAUGAACUGUGUAAAUAUCUGGAGUGUGGGAACAUGUCUGAAAUGAAUGUAAAACAGGUGAAGAUGCCUUUCUGGGGCAGGAGCUACAGUUGCACAGGGAACCACAUCAGCAUCUGGGACUGUGAGAAGGAAGAGGCACUGGUGAAGAAUCAUCAUCUCAAGCAGCUGUACAUCAGCUGUACGGACAAGCCUCAAGUGACACUCAGUGGCAACUGUACAGGUGAGGUGCGGAUUAAGAACGAGCGUAUGUGCUACAACUCGCAGACGAUGGAACAGUUGUUCCAUGAGUUAUGUCAGCAGUUGGGCUGCAGCAUGUUUUUCAAAACCUGGUCCACCAAGUACAAGGGUAAUGCACGUUACCUGAGUUGCACAGGAAAGGAAAGCAACCUGUGGCAGUGCAGCUCAUGGACAGAUAAUUGCGAGGAGGUCCUCUCGCUGACGUGUACAGAGGCGCUUAAAUUCAAUUUCAGCAGGCCUUGUGGAGGCGAGUUUCUAGUGGACUACCGCGGACAAUGGGACCCCGUCUGUCCUCUGGAGAACAUGAUCAAUGCAGAUAGGAUAUGUAGGGAGCGGAAAUGUGGAAACGCCCUCAAAAAAUCAGAAGGAUCGAUAGGAAAUAGAUCAAAUACAGAUAUUACAAUUAAGUGUGGAAAUGAGCAUAAUUAUCUAAAGCACUGCAUCAAAUCAGGAAGAGAAACCUGCACGAAGACGGCACAAAUUUAUUGUGACAAGGCGAUUAAAUUCGAUUUCAGCAGGCCUUGUGGAGACGAGUUUCUAGUGGACUACCGCGGACAAUGGGAACCCGUCUGUCCUCUGGAGAACAUGAUCGAUGCAGAUAGGAUAUGUAGGGAGCGGCAUUGUGGAAAUGCCAGAACAAAAUCAGAAGGAUCGAUAGGAAAUAGAUCAAAUACAGAUAUUACAAUUAAGUGUGGAAAUGACGAUAAUUAUCUAAAGCACUGCGUCAAAUCAGGAAGAGAACCCUGCACGAAGACGGCACAAAUUUAUUGUGACAGUUAUUUUAGACAGACUCCUCCACCACCAAACACUGGACUUAUUGUAGGGCUUGUGGCUGGAUUCGUGCUGCUGCUGGUGGCUGCACUGAUUGUGUUCUGGAAGAGAAAAUCUUUCCUCGCCAUAUUAAGAUUAAAGUCUUCUGAAGCCACUGAUGUGGAGGUCAGCGAGAAUGAAAUGCAGACUUUGAAUGAAAAAGCAUUAGGUGUGCUUGAAAGAGGUAAAAGUGAUGACGUUGUUACCACUGUGAAUCCCAUGGAGGAUAGCCUUAGUCAAGAAAGUGAUUCUGAACAUGACGAGGAGAAUACGAGCACAAGCGGAAGCUCCUCUGGGACUGAAUAUGAUGAAGUGGAUGCAGGAAAUGUCAAACUACCAGAAGACAGGGGCCCCACUGAGCCACUCCUUCCACCCAGACCUGACAAUUUACCUGAUGAAGUGACAUUCGAAGCUGAAGUGGAGCCGCAGGAGGACUAUGACGAUGUUAUAUUACUCACUGAGAAAAGAGAAAGCUUCAUUUUCCCUGGCCCAUCAUCAGAUCUACCAUUACCGGGCUCUAAUGAUGAGGCCAAACCUCAGUAAGAUGAGUAAUCAAGGUCAUUUUUAGUUUGUAUAGAGCAUUUUUAAUAAGGUGUGAAAAAAUAUUUUUCCUAAUCAAAUUUAUAUUAUACAUUAUGCUCAAUAGCACUGGCACUAGCGUGAAUAGCAACAUGCUAAAAUAUGAAUGUGCCUUAAUUAUAAAUAUUAUCUACUGUAAUGAGGAGCAGCAAAAUUUAGGUUAAAAUGUGUUUAUGUAAAUCAAACUUUCUAAAAAUGAAUGGAAUGAGGAUGUUUAAAAUAUAUUUUUAAAAUUUAAAAUAUAAUUCAUUUUUCUAUAAUGAAUAAAUAAAUAAAAAUGAACAAAAUUAUAUAUCUAAUAAUUUACAUAUUGUAUUAUUAUUACCUUUAAUGGGGAUGUGCACCAUCAUUUUAUUUUACUUUUUUAUUUUUUGUUUGAUAUAUUUUGAUUUAUACAUUUCAGAAUUGUAGUGGUGAUAUUAUUAUUAUUAUUAUUAUUAUUAUUAUUAUUAUUAUUAUUAUUAUUAUUAUUAUAUUUGUACUCCAAAUAUUAGCCAAUAUAUGCUCAUUUUAAUAUUAACUUUCAUGAAACAAUUGUUUUUAAAAUGUAUUUUACACAAAGGAACUAUAUAUCCCUGCAUUAUAUGUGUGUUUUAUGGCUGAAAUAUUCCAUGUUGCACCUGUGACACCCGUUAGCCUGCCUGCUGAUGUCCCUAGUCCACCUACAUUAUCCAACCUGCAUUUUCUUUAUAGUCAUAAAGCUCUUUGUUUAUCAAACAAUCUCAAAAGUCUGCUUUUUCCUACUGCAAUCCUAUGCUAUCCUAUCUGUCUUUUGGAUGAGACGUUAAACCGAGGUCUUGACUCUCUGUGGUCAUUAAAAAUCCCCCAUUGGCCUUUAUCUUUCAUGGCUCCCUAAUAAUCUCCAACCCUGAAUUGGCUACAUCAUGUCUCCUCUCCUCCCCACUAAUAUCUGGUGUGUGGUGGGUGUUCUGGUGCUCUAUGACUGCCGUCGCAUCAUCCAGGUCGAUGCUACACACUGACGGUGGUUGAGGAGACCCCCCCCCCCCCCCCAUUACAAUGUAAAGCGCUUUGAGUUCCUAGAAAAGCGCUAUAAAAAUCUAAGGAAUUAUUCAUUAUUAUGCUGACACUCCUAGAGUGUAAGGCACUGGUUUGCUUAGUUUGCUUGUUCCUGUUCCUAGCGCAGAACCUUGGGUAACAUUUGGUUUUGAGAUUCUCCUGUGUUUGUUAUAGAUUUUAGUCAUUAUCUGCCUGUGUUUGCCUCAUUCCUAAACCCCACAAUGGACAUGGAUGUUUCUUAAAUAGACUGAAUAAAACUCUCCCGCCCAAUAAAAUAUU
Molecule: messenger RNA, 5443 nt
Organism: Ictalurus punctatus (channel catfish)
Lineage: Eukaryota; Metazoa; Chordata; Actinopteri; Siluriformes; Ictaluridae
Product: scavenger receptor cysteine-rich type 1 protein M160
Exons: 19
Coding region: 41-4111 (1356 amino acids)
Cellular component (GO): membrane
Source: RefSeq, a predicted model, not a curated record